Messenger RNA from Drosophila elegans, 1265 nucleotides. RefSeq lists its product as uncharacterized. The transcript is spliced from 2 exons. NCBI's taxonomy places the organism in Eukaryota, Metazoa, Arthropoda, Insecta, Diptera, Drosophilidae. The record is from RefSeq and is a predicted model, not a curated record. The coding region runs from base 1 to 405 and encodes 134 amino acids.
AUGUACUCUGUCCGACCUCGGUAUUCCACCGGUAACUUAACCCUUCCUAUAAUUGACCGAUCCUCUCCGGAGGCCGUACGGACUGCGGAUAAGUACUUCUGGACGGGCACAUCCAAUGCCUCGACCAGCUCUCUGCCACCUUUACCAAGCAGACUAACACUCGCUCCAGUGUCCAACAACCCCGUCAGUUGCUUGGUCAGGACUCGGACUGCGGCGAACGGUCUGGGAUCUCGCGAUAAACUCCGCUUCAUGACGGCCACUGCUUCGCGUCGGCAGUUCCGACGUUUGCGAAAUCGGUCCCUGGCCUUCUGCACCUUGCGAGACACCAUACGCAUCCCGCCUAACUGGUGCUCUGAGAAGAUCCUGUUCCUGAUAUCUAGGUACCGACGCAUCCUCUCCGCAUAAGGUAAGUAUUGUAAAUUAGACUUAUUGCUAUUCUUAGAAGGUAAACAUUUAUUUAACUCUACCAACUCUUCUUCUCUGCGGAACUCCUGUCUGGACGCAUCCUCUCCGCCCUCGGAUCGCCCAGCCGACCGUUUUCCGCACAAUCCGGACAUUUGGGAGACACGGAGCAGAAAAGUCUGCGUUCGGCUGCUGCGCAGUCACGGAACCCGUGAUCCACGGCUCCGCAAUUCCAGCAGCCGGCUCGGAGCGGAUUCUAAAGUUUCGCCCGCACUUCGUCCACCUCGUGCCACGGAGGAUCCUCACCAGGAUCUGGGCCAAUCGCCUCGCUAACCUUGGCCUUCUCCGUCAGAGUAUACCGCAUCGGCUGUGUGUACGUGGUCCGUCCACGUCGUCCAAAACUGCGCUCCACCUCGCAGCACUCUUCCCGCAGUUCAUCCACCGUGAGCACAUCCAUCGCGUAGACAAACCUUGCGAUGCUCUCCCUCAAGCCCUUUUUAAUAAUCUUUACCAGCUGUCGCUCUGCAGUGGCCUUUUCAGACGGGCCGCUAACUGCUGCAUCGCGUGGACGUAAUCGCCAACUCCUUCUCCGAGCUGCUGCUCCACAAAUCAAAACAAAACAAAGUUAGAUUUACAUCAAAACUUUGACAAUUGGACGAAAUUGGUGGCUUCGAUGUCCUUGCCACAACGCACCCACCCAACCUUGGGUGCCCCAAAAAGGAUGUAGGAGGCACGCCCCAUCUCCGGCAGACCGGAGUCUAUUCCUGGUGGAUUAGGAUCGGCUCAUCUCCCCGCCCAAGAAACACUCAAGGCCGAUCUCAGACCGUCGCCCAGAUGAAAAGCGGUCAAAGUGACAACAACCG